Echinococcus granulosus is the source of this 270-nucleotide messenger RNA. RefSeq lists its product as hypothetical. The record is from RefSeq and is a predicted model, not a curated record. The transcript is spliced from 4 exons. NCBI's taxonomy places the organism in Eukaryota, Metazoa, Platyhelminthes, Cestoda, Cyclophyllidea, Taeniidae. Bases 1 to 270 code for a protein of 89 amino acids.
AUGGCUACUGUCCCAGCAAUGCGUCGCACCUGUGUGGAUAGACAAGAUCUAGGUCAAAUUAAUUCAACAUUUUAUUACCUUCGAAAUUUUGUAUCUAUCAUGCCUUAUCUAAAUUUUUCAACACAAAUGAAUCAAAUUUUAAUGCAAACAGUAUGUAUGACAGGGUAUUACAAGCAUAAAGUGCUGCAUGAUUUAAGUGCUCUUAUUUUGGAGGAAGUUUGUUGGAAUGCAAAAGUGUUUGUUUUAGACUUGUGUUGGUGGUAUUUUUAA